CCGACUAUACUAGGCUGCCUUUCCCCACAAUUUAAACCAUAUAUUUUGCAUGAAGUCGAUAGAUGAAAACUAUCGAUGGAAAAUUUGCAAACCGAUGACUGACAAUCUGCCAUCGCUGUUGGUUUGUGCAACAACAAAAGAAAAAAGGAAAAAAAAACGCGUAGAAGGGAAGUUGGCUCAUUAAAUUAACAAAAUUCGCUGUAAAUGCGUUAACAUAACAUGGACGAUGUCCCGGUCAAGAUAGUUGAACGCUAUAAACCUCCGCCACCCGUCUACCAGUUGCCACAGACGACUGUGAACCGAUUGGGGCAAUACAAAGAAAACUUCUACGAAGAUCAGCCUGACUACCAAUAUGACUUUCAACUCGAGCGCGCUGUCCUGGGCAAGGCACACCGUUGGCAUCAGCUACGGCAGCAGCAGAGGCAGGACCGUGAGAAGCGCCAGGAGCGACGCAAGGUGGAGCGUCAGCGCGAGGUGGAGGCCAAGCAGAAGGAAAUGCUGGGAGCUGUCGAUUACCCCAGUGCCGCCGAUUUGUCAUCCUCCGAUGACGAGGAGAAGGUGGAGGUGGAGGAAGAAAACGAGCAACAGCCGCCGCAGCAGCAACACCAGCCAGCGGUGCAUCAAUCUGAGUCACACGGCCGCGACUCCCACGAACCAAAGUCAAUAAUCUUGUGCAAUUUCCACAACAUUUUACAGCCGACUAUCCUGAGCACGGCGCCAGUGGCCAUCACGCAGACUCUGCACAAGCGCAACAGCUCGCUAAACUAUGCCGACUUCGAGUACAACAUGAACUCGACGCCCUUUGAUAAUAUUGAAUUGAAGACCAUCAACGAUUUGGAUGUCCUCGCUCAGGUGCUUCAUCAGACCAAGCUGCAAGAGCAGAAGGAGCAACGCCAGCUCCAGCUGCAAGAGGAACAGGUUGAAAAGGGGGAGCAGGAUCUGGAGGAGGAGGAGCAGGAUCAAGAGCAGAAAAUGAUGCCAACUCCUGUGGAGCUGACUGUAACGACGUUGGCGGAAACCAAAGCGACGCUCGACAGCGUCAAUUUCCAUGUUCACUGUGAUGAUGACAAUGCCUACAAGCAUGAAGAUAGCAACAUUCCAGCCAGUGGCCGUGGCCAGGCGCAAACUGUAAUCACGCCCCUCCAUCAGACACCUCUUUAUGGCGUUUCCCAGCAGCAGCAGCAAACGCAGUCUCAGCCACAGCAGCAUCAAAAGCAGGAGCACUUCCAGGUCUACCAUAUGCAAGGCUACAGCCAUCCCUACAACUAUCCCCAACAGCAGCAGGCGCAGCAGCAGCCGCUCUACCACAAUCAGAAUAACUAUUAUGCUAAUGGCUUUGGCACGCCCAAUCAUGUGAUGCCGUCGCCAUCUGUCCUGGCUCUGAGCCAGGCGGAGGCAGAGGCGGCCACCAAGUCGAAGAGUGUUCCCGACAUCCUGCGGGAGCUGAAAACAGAGCUGCAGCAGGCGGAGAAACGCCGCACUCGCCUACACAGUCACAAUGAGGAGCAGCAGCAGCAGCGAGUGGAGCAGACGGAAAAGAAGCACACCUUUGGAGAGCUGGCUGGGCCGGCCCAGAAGCUAGUGAAACGCAUUAGCGGCAUGGGAUUUCCCCUGGAGCGUGUAGCCAAGGUUGUCAGUCUGUGUGGCAUCGACGACAAGAAGAUAAUCGAACACCUAAUUCCCCUGGGAGAGCUAAUGGAUCUCGGCUUCGACGAAACGAAAAUCUCGGCGGCGCUUCUAAAGUUCGACAACAACAAGGACAAGGCGCUGGACUAUUUAAUCAACUAGAUAAAUUACAAGCUCGAACGCCAAGCUCCCUAUGGCAACCCGCCUGGCUCCAGUCUCUGUUAAAUUUUGUGUGGUUUUUGUUUAAUGAUUACAAGUUCUCUUGAGAUAUUGAGAGUGCGCAGCAGCUUACAGUGAUGAGUGGGGGAGGAGCGGGGGCGAUAAAUCAAAUCAAAGAAAGCUAAUGCUAAACGCCUAAAUGUAUUUCUUUGACAUAAUCGAAGCAGCAGCAGAAAUACCAGAAUAAAUAUAUAUAAGUCCAUAAGGUA
Molecule: messenger RNA, 2054 nt
Organism: Drosophila obscura
Lineage: Eukaryota; Metazoa; Arthropoda; Insecta; Diptera; Drosophilidae
Product: transcription factor SPT20 homolog
Exons: 3
Coding region: 220-1788 (522 amino acids)
Biological process (GO): ubiquitin-dependent protein catabolic process via the multivesicular body sorting pathway
Cellular component (GO): ESCRT I complex
Molecular function (GO): ubiquitin binding
Source: RefSeq, a predicted model, not a curated record